Molecule: messenger RNA, 691 nt
Organism: Amoebophrya sp. A25
Lineage: Eukaryota; Dinophyceae; Syndiniales; Amoebophryaceae
Source: the annotation of a GenBank genome assembly
CUUGGUCGUACGUUGGAACUUGGAGGAGUCUGACGUUCACCUGAGAGGCAUAGACAAUGAGACGCGAGUGACCACGGUUGAAUCAUAAUCAUGGCCACUCCACUUGAAGUUUAACUUGUUGGGCUUACUCGGUCUGUGACGUCGGUGCACAUAGGAGGAAUGGGAGGCAGCAUGUAGUCCUAUGGAAAAAAAAAAAAUCCUAUGGAAAAAAAACAGCACAUAGCACCCUGACGCGAUCGAGGCCCAUGAACUUGAACUUGGUCUGUUAGGGAGCGACUGAGAGAUUGAGUGACUCCUAUGUGAUCCUUCUGCUUUUCUAUACUUCGACUAAAUGAACCGAUACUUGCGCGUACUAGAACUUUCCCAUCCUUUGAAAAACCAAUGACCAGCUCUUUAUCUUUGGUGGAUGUUAGCUCUCGUCCUGUAGUGGAUGUGGCCCCACCUGGUUCUGGUCGGGCGGGUCUACUACGGAGCCGCCAAACUUUUAGACACUCUAUUUCUGCCAACCUAUGCGAAGUUUUGGCCGAGCCGCGAGUUAUGGCCGAAUUCAAACAAUGGCCGGCUCAUCAAGAUACGAAUGGGAGCAUGCUGUGUUACCAGGUACGUUUGGGAAGGGUGCGCGUGUGAGCCUUACAGUACGCGAAUUGGCAAGAAACGGUUCUAGGCCAAACGUGUCUCACCCUAGCAAACG